AUGGCUGAACAACAUAAUUUACAAGACGUCACAUUUUCAUAUGAAGAAGGCAGAAGGAAGCUUUUUCUGAUAAGGGCAGAAAUAGAUUAUCAGAAAGCAGGAGAGUUGCUGUUCCCGAUGACUAGAAGCCAAACUGGAAGAAAAAGAAAGGAAAUCUGUGCCAGUGAAGGGAACUCACUAAAUAUAUGGAAGAAUAAGACCAUUGGCUUUAAUAUACGCGCUGAAAUGCAGGUAAUGAAUACAAGCUAAGAGUUGCUGGGGAGUGCUUGAAUGCUGACCUGAAAAGUGAUUAAUCUUCUACCCUGGAAGCUUAUUUUUCAGCACUGUAGUGCACAUACUUAUUAAGCAGUGAAAGUUUUGGACUAUACUGUAUGUCUGACCUUGUAAUGUAUCACUGCGGUCAAAAAAGUUCAUUCACUAAAGCAGAUUCUAGCGUAGGCCUUUGGUCACCUCUGCAAGGGAACGCUUUCUGAUUUCCAGCUCUUAGGGCAGAUGUUUCAAGGCCUCAUUAAUGCUCUGUGCACAGAAGCCUUUCCAACUGAAAUCUGACUUGCUGAUCAAACCCUGCGCGUGCUGCAAGUCUAGUUGUUUUAAACAACAAAAGUUGAAAUGUUUUAACCCCUUCCUUAGGAUCAUAGAAUUUCAAGGGACCCAAGGGUCAUCUAGUCCAACCCCAUGCAAUGCAGGAACCUCAGCCAAGGCAUCCAUGACAGAUGGCCCCUUAACCUCUGCUGAAAAACCUUCAAGGAAGGAGAGUCCACAAGCCCCAUGGUUAGAACUGAGCCUGUGCUAUGUGGUAUGUUCACAACAAGUGUCAGAAUGUUGAGUUUUCUACCUGCAUUAUAUCAACUGCUCAAAUGAAACAACAGCAGUCCUCGCUCUGUGCUUGUGACCCAUUACAGAGAGAGUUUCUUCAUUCACACCAGUGGCAGCCAAUGUUAUGUGAAAUAUACUCAGAGUCGCAAAGUGAUUUCAUGCUCUUAUUCAGCUCAUAGUGGUGAGGAGGAAUGAAUGAAUGUCCCCUCACAGUAUCUGCUUUAUAUACAUUAUUUACACAAUGGGCUGCACAUGAUUGGCUAAUUCUGGAAUUCUACUGUAAGCCAAUCAGGUUAUGGAUUCACUUCUAUCUGGAGCAGGAUUGGGUGGUUCCUGCCAACCAAUCAUACUGCUGCAUUGUUCUAGGACCAAUCAGACUGCUGCAUUCUGAAUCCUAUUGUUCUAGGACCAAUCAGACUGCUGCCUUUUGGAUCCUAUUCAACUCAGUACAUAACAUUAUGUUUGUCAGGGAGUUCACUAUUUGAUCUGUGCCUGUUCAAGCUGUGACUGCUGCUAUACAUUGCACAGAAAGGCUGUAAAAAAUAAAUAAAUGUGUGCAUUUAAACUAUCUGUGCACAUGCCCUGAUGGUACUUAGCUAGCAUGAAAUCAGAGCUUUUUUUCAGCCAGAACUUGCCAGAACUCAGUUCCAGCACCUCUCAGGCGGGCGCCAUUGCCGUUCUAAAAGAACGAGGGAAGUGUUCAUGGUGAGUUCCAGCACCGUUUUUUUCUAGAAAAACAGCACUGCGUAAAAGAACCAACAAAUUGGAAAAGUGGGGAUGAACAAAACAGAACACCUACUUGCAAUAAAAGGGGAGGACUAAACCACCUCCUCAAUAACAAAUUCUAAUGCAAGCGGAAAUAGUGGAUUAACAGCUAAGUAAUACUCAACUGAGGACAAGCCCUGAGUGAAUAUUGGCCUCCUAGCUACUACAAUUUCAAUGGGAACAUUUUAUAAGUGGCAGGCAGAAAAUAUACUGAAAAAUUAUCUUCAGUUUUCUGCUUCUCAUUUAGAUCUCUAUCAAGCAACAAUAUAAAAUUGGAAGAUCUACCUUGCCACUGUUUCCCACCUUUCUAACUACAUAGCAACAGACUUUUUAUGUUUCAAUAGAAAAGAAUGAGAGUAGGUUACAUGGCAUGGAAAAAUUUAGAUGAGUACAAACAGUGUAUAUCUCUAAAAUUGUACUAACUUACAUUAUUAUUAUUAAUUUAUUAAAUUUACAUACCAUAGAGCUCAGAGUGGUUCUCAACAUAAGAAUAAAAAAUUUAAAAAAGACAAAAUGCAUAAUAAAAACAAGAACAAACCAACAACCCCCUCACACAACACAUUUAAAAGGGCAGCAGAUGUCAAUCAGCCCAAGGCCCAGUUGAAGAGGAACAUUUUCUUUUGGCACCUAAAGAUGUACAAUGAAGGUGCCAGCUGAAGCUGCUUAGGAAGAGCAUUCCACAAAUGGGGAGCCAUUACAGAAAAGUCCCAUUCUCGUGCUGCCACCAUCCAGAUCUCUUGUGGAGGUGGCAGAUGAAAAAGGGCCUCAGAUGAUGAUUGGAUCAUAUGGAGAGAGGUGGUCCUGGUCAAAAAGGAAUAUUUUGCCCAGAUUUGCAGAAGCUAGCUGUCCCAGUUUCUGAUUUGAUCCUGGAAUGUUCUGCUGUUCUUUAGGACCUCCCUAUUUUAAAUGUUCCCUAAUACUGUCAUGGAGCAUUACCAGCACAGAAUGCAGAUGCUGAUGAGAAAGUCUACUUACAUCUCCAUCCACUUUCUCUCUCACUCGCUGAAUGAUCAAACCAAAGGAGAUGGCUAUGCCUCUAGAGCCCUAGUGACCAAGGAGCCAGCAGAGGGAGGUGUCACAAUGAAGGGCGUGUCACAAGGACCUCCGCAACCUAGCAACCACCAGCACUCAACUGGCACUACUCUCAACUGACACUACUAAGUUUCUUAUAUGGCUUUUAAUCCACAUUCAGCUUUUUACAAGUAUGUAAAAUGAAAUUUAUCCCUUUACAUUCAAGCUUCCGUUGUUUCUGCACCUACUGAGCAUAAGCCACCUAAUCUACCUCUCUGCCUCUUUGGUCCUAUAUUGAUGAACAGUGGAAAACCAGAAAUCACCCCGUGUGUAUUUAUUAAUUUUAUUACCCCUCUUCACUAGCAGGUCCCAGGUCAAGUUACAGCCAUCUAAAUUAUAAUUAUUGUUGUUAGUAAUUCAAUUAGUAUACCCCCCCCAUACCCAUAGAUUUCAGGGAGGUUCACAGGAUAAGAUCACAAUAUAAAAAUACAAAAUACACAAUAACAACAAAAAUAAAAACAACCCAAUAACAGGCCCCCGAACACAUUUUAAAAGGGCAUUGGAUGUCAAUCAUAUCGACCAAAGACCUGGUUAAAAAGGAACGUUUUUGCCUGGCGCCUAAAGGUGUACAAUGAAGGCGCCAGUUGAACUUCCCUGGGGGGAGCACCCCACAGACGGGGAGCCACUGCAGAGAAGGCCUGCUCUCGUGUUGCCACCCUUCAGACCACUCAAGGAGGAGGUACAUGAAGAAGGGCUUUGGAAGAUGAUCUCAGGGUCUAGUUCAUAUGGGAAGAGGUGGUCCUUGAGGUAUUGUGGUCCUGAGCUGUUUAAGGCUUUAUAGUCAAAACCAGCACUUUGAAUUGGGCCCAGAAACUAAUUGGCAAGCCAGAGCAGUUGGGCCAGGAUCAGUGUAAUAUGCUCAAACUACCUUGCCUUAGUGAGCAACCUGGCUGCCAAAUUCUGCUCCAGCUGAAGUGUCCAAACUAUCUUAAGAGGCAGCCCAACAUGUAACACGUUGCAGUAAUCUAACCCAGUGGUUACCAUUUUGUUUUAAAUUUUACUGCUUAGCUAAAAUGUAGGGAACUGUUUCUCUAAACAGUGGAGGAGGUGGAACAGGGGUGAAACUUUUGGCCAUAACCAUUUUUAAUGAAGAUGAUCCACAACAGAAUUCUGUAUGCUCCUUCCCGCUUUCGUGUCAAACUGCUUGCCAAGAGAAAAGGAUGGAGGAUCGUGCUGAGCACUGUUCAAUAUGAAAACUGAUUUUCCCCCUACAAUGGGUGGCUUGUAUUUUGGCAGGAACUUUUGUGUGCACUCACACAGCUUCUGGCAAGUUGUGUGCUGAAAAGAAAACCCACAAACAUCCAGCACAGCGAUGCUUUGUUCAUUACAUGACACCAAUCUGCCGAGAUAUUUUUUUCUGUGGUUGCUAAAGUCAGAUUGCUCUUUGAUAACACGUUUGUUACUGAGUGUAAAACGAAAAAGGCAGUCUUAAAUGAUUACUAGGGUUUCAAGAUAUCACAAAUUUUAAGGGAUGCUAUAUUUUAUAAAUUUUAUAGGGACACGGGUGGCGCUGUGGGUUAAACCACAGAGCCUAGGGCUUGCCGAUCAGAAGGUCGACGGUUCGAAUCCCUGCGACAGGGUGUGCUCCCGUUGCUCAGUCCCUGCUCCUGCCAACCUUGCAGUUCGAAAGCACCUCAAAGUGCAAGUAGAUAAAUAGGUACCGCUCUGGCGGGAAGGUAAACUGCGUUUCCAUGUGCUGCUCUGGUUCGCCAGAAGCGGCUUAGUCAUGCUGCCACAUGACCCGGAAGCUGUACGCCAGCUCCCUCGGCCAAUAAAGCGAGAUGAGCGCCACAACCCCAGAGUCGGCCAUGACUGGACCUAAUGGUCAUGGGUCCCUUUACCUUAAAUCUGGAAGGGGAAAUCUUCAUUCUGUAAAAAUGCAGGCCAACAGACAGUUGUAACUUGACCUGAAAUCUACAUGGAUGGUGUUUCAUAAAUUAUUAUAACCACAGGUAAUAGCCAGGUUUUUGCCUGAGAUUAGAAAUGCAUUCAGGAUGAAAAGAACGGAAAAGAAAUUCAUCCAUCUUAUUUAAGCCUUGUAUUCCCAUUGAUGAAUUGGUUAUAUAUUGUUAGCUACAAUCCAUCAGAGAGCUCCGAGCCCUUUAAAUCCACAUUGAUUUCAGUGAGAUUUAAGAGCGCAAAAUUGUGGAUUGGAUCAUGAUCUCUGGUUUUGUUUUAAUUGUUAUCUUGCCCUGAUGUCAGAACAGUAACAUACAACAUGGCGAGUUGCAAGAUGUAUCUUCAAUCAAACAAAAAAAUAAAACAGAAUAGUUUUUCUAUUUAAAAAAGCGGCUCAUGCAUUCAAUUUCCUUUAUCUUCCUGGCACUGAUAGAGUUUGACUCAUCAAAGCUUUUCAUUUGGGGAUAUAUUGAAUUUAAAAAAAACCUUGACAUUCACAUUUACUUCUGCAAAGCAAACUUCAAGUUUGCUCUCCUUAACAUAAGCACAAACCCAUUAGCAGGUAGUGUUUAGUUGUGACUUUCUACAUCCUGAUGCCUUAGUAUUGGUGAACAAAGCCAACUCUUUCAUGAAUAGAUCAUUUCUCUCUCUAUGCCACUACAUUUUAAAAAGGAAAAUCUGAAGUAGCAUUCUCUUGGUGGCAGCUAUAUUAUAUGCACCCAUUCUUAGAUUCAGGGCAUGGCUGGCAAGUCCCCAGGAGAAUACACUUCCGCAUGUGAGACAACAAGAUCAGUUCUGUACUUAACCUUGCAUCCCAAAUUAAGGAUGCUUGAGAAUUCAGGUAGCAAAGGAAGAGGAAAUUACCGUAUUUUUUGCUCUAUAAGACUCACUUUUUCCCUCCUAAAAAUUAAGGGGAAAUGUGUGUGCGUCUUAUGGAGCGAAUGCAGGCUGCACAGCUAUCCCAGAAGCCAGAACAGUAAGAGGGAUCACUAUGAAGCGAUUAUAAUUAUUAUAAUGCACUUGCCACAAUCUUACUAAAUCAUAAUUAAUGACUGUCCUGGUGCCUUCAUUAUUCACCUUUAGGUGCCAGACAAAAACUUUCCUCUUCAACUAGGCCUUUGGCUGACUAACAUCCUAUAUCGUCUUAAAUUUGUUUGUGGGGAUGGGUGUGGGUGAAGGGGGUUACUGGUUUGUUUUGCUUUUAUUAUGUAUUUUGUAUUUUUAUCUUGUAUAUUUAUGUUAUGAAAUGUCCUGAGAUGCAUGGAUGAAGGGUGGUGUACAAAUUUAAUAAAUAAUAAUAAUAAACAUCAGGAAGCUGCUUCUAAAAGCCAAGUUGUUCAUGGUAGAACUUCUUGGAUGACGUGUGUAAUGCACCUUUCAAAAGUUCUCUGCUUUUCUGUUCAGAAGCAAUCAGUGAUAAGCUUUAUUCUCUUAUCUACUAUACUAGGUUUUUGGCCAGUGGAAUUUCAGUGAAAUAAAUGGGAAUUUGUCAGUAUAUGGAGAGAAUCACAAUACAGCUGCUCACCAGCAGGAAAGAACAUAUUGUGAGUUGCCGGGGGCGGGUGGCGGAAGGGGUUAGGCUGUAUGAUCCCUUUUAAUUUCUUUUGGAGGAUCCUUUUGGAGGAUCCCAUUGAAAGAUUUGAAGAGCUGGCUUAACAAUCCAGAAGCAAAUCAAUAAGCCUUUUCCAGCUAGGUAUUUUUUAUCAGUGCAGAGCGGUAAUUGUAAGCUUGUAGUGCUAGCCUUUAAAGCAAAAGCAUGGUAAUUGCAUAUUAGAAGCAUAAUCAAUCUGUUUGAAUGAAGUUUAAGUGAGGAAAGGAGGAUAAUCAUGUUUUCUCAUUGACCCAUAACCAGUAGCACUGUGAAAAUAGCAUUCCUUGAUACACAGAAUGCCAGACACUAAGGUAAAAUAGCUAUACCUCAUGUAGUUUGGUGCAUGUUGUGUAUGAUACAUUACAUCAGUGUUCAGGGUACGGCUGUGUGUCUGUCUUCCUGUCCCAGAGCAAGGCUCCAUUGCCCUAUCUCCUGCACUAUUAAGGCCAUAUUCUGCUACAUGCCUUGGAAGUGGAACUGUGUUCCUCAAAGGUCCAACUAGGCCACCAAUGUUUCCAUCUCGGAAUACAUAGCACUGGUUUGAAAUGGAUGCUUACAUAAAACAACGUGCACAUUAAGGGGGAAAAGGUAGCUGAAAAACAGUAGCUCAGGGAGGAACAGCUACAAAGGACUACGAUGGUGGAAAUAGCCAAGGAAAGUGGGCAUCUCUGAGUCAAAGUUUGGGAGAGCCCCUUCCAACUUUAGGGUUCAGGCCAGACAGCCAGUUGACCAGCCUACCGAUUAAAGCAUGAAGCCCAAUGUGAUGUCUUCAAGAAUUUGCUUGACUACAAUUCCCAUCAAUCCUGGAAAAUUGGCCAUGCUGAGAGGGAGUUGUAGCCUACAAUACUAGAUGGGCACCAUGUUGGAAACCUCUGCUUUAGCCUUACUCAUAUGUGUGGUGUGACUUAAAGUGAAAGACUAGGACCAGGGAGGGUAAGUUCUCUACCUAGCUGUGAAUUUCACUUAAGAACUUUUGGUUAACUGACCAAUUCUUAGGCUAGCAUACAUCACAGGAUUGUUUUGAGAAUUAAGGGGAUUGUCUGUACACAGUUGUGAGCUCCUUGGAAGAAGAGAAGAAUACAACUGUAAGAAAUUUAUUUAGAUUAUUAUACCUCCCUGGGCUAAUUUGAAGGAGGAUAAAAGCUGAAAAUAUUCAACUCAUGAAUAAUGUUAUAAGCUGGGCCUCUUGAAUAAUGUUAUGUAUGAAUCAAACGAUGUUAAAUAUGUUCCCCGAAGGUGGAGAACUACGUUUUAGCUAUGGGAUAUAAUGAAAAUUACAAAUUAACAGUAGAUGAGAAAGCAAGUGUUUGGGAAAAAAAUGCAUAAAGGAUAGAGAGCAAAUACUAGCCUCCACUGGAAUUACAGAUGCUUUGAACAAACAACUUGUCACGUUAGAAGAUCAAAAAUAUAUCAAGCCACUAGAAAAGCAAUUUCACAGCGUAAUGAACAACAAAUGCAUUGAGGGUGAAGAUGUUUAAUUAAAUGGCAAAACUCUCCAGUUCAUCCCUACUAAUCUUGCCCAAAGCCUGAGUAAUCAACCUUUAUGUAAAACAUGAAGAAGUGCAGGCCAGCUCCCCCUGAACUCAAGAGAGACACUCCAUUGACUACAUUGUCCUUUGGUUUACAUCCCAAGUGGCAUUUGGUAGAGGUCUUGAAACUGCUUUUGUCUCACUGUUCCUGCAUUAUUCACAAACCACAAAGCUAUUUACUCAUACAUAUUUUAAUUUGCCUAACCAAGUGGAACUGAACUGUGAAGUUAGAUUAUUCAAAGCCGAGAGUGCGUCAUAAUGCUUACUGUGUGCGGAUGAUACCCUAAUAGCGCCCUGCAAUUUGCUUUGUUAUACAUGUGCUUAUUUAGACAUAUCGAAUGAAAAAAACCCCCACAACCCACAUCAUAUUCACCACUUCCUGUUAAUAUCAGUCUUAACUUUCAUCUAUUGAAAUUAAUGGGACUUAUCUUUGGGUAGAUUGAGGCCAACAAGGGAGAUUAUAGUUCUGGAUAGAUCCAGUUUACAGUGGUACCUCGGGUUAUGAACUUAAUUUGUUCCGGAAGUCCGUUCUUAACCCGAGGCACGCAUUCCCUACAUAGGCCUCCCACGGCCCCGGAAGCGGAUUGCGUUCAUAUCCCAGGGCAAAGUUCACAACCUGGGACACCUACUUCCGGGUUUGUGGCGUUCGUAACCCGAAGCAUCCGUAAGCAGGACUGUUCAUAACCCGAGGUAUGUUAGAAUUCCUGCUCCAUGAUUGCAGUCAUGGGAUUUUUGUCUAUCACAUGACGGUGUAUGUUUUGACUCCACAAAGUGGGAAGUGACGGAGACAGGAUGUUUUUGUUACUGUGUUCUGUGAAGUGGGACUAUUGUCCUUUGUUCUUUUUCUCUUUGUUGUCUGCUGUUCUCUUGCUGUAGAGAGAGAGGGAGCCAUGUUGCAGUGCUCCGUGUGUGUUUAUAUGUAAAUAAAGUAGAUUAGCCAAAAUGCUGAGUUGCUGAGGUCUGUCACACGAACUGCACAGACUCUGUGGAUCCCUAAGUGUGCCGAUGUCUGUUGGCAUCGGUCGCUAUGAUGUUUGGGCUGAAGAAAGCUUUUGAAGCUCCCAAACGAAUGACCAGGAGGGAGAGAACAUGCUAGUCGGGCAUUUGUCUCUGCGAGGGUCCUACUCGAGUGUAGGAUGAGCUCCUGACAAGGUACCACUGUACUAUCUGGUAUUUGGUAUUUUUCCAGAGAAGGCUGGUCCAUUAAUAUGAAUGAAACACUGCUCCAUCAACCAAUCCCCACAACUACCCCAAGGAAUGUCAUUGCUUGUUAGCUUUCUCUUCCUUGGAUUCAUUAUGAAACAGAGCUCUUGAGGAUAUAUAUAUUUGUUCUCAGAAAGUGUCUUCACAGUUCACUUUCAUUCUGCAACCACCUCCCACUAGGGCAUGCUAUUUUAGUGGGGUGAAACUUAUUCUUUUGCACAUUUCUUCAUUGAGGGGCCAUAAAAGUACAUUUUUUGGGUGCGAGGAAUUCAAAUCUACUAUUCUUUUUUGGGGGGAUGGGACAACAUUUAGCUUGGCAGGUCUACAUUUGAUGAAGAAGCAUAUAAACUGCUUUUGGAAAACCAAAGAAUUUUAAUGUUACCUUCUGAAAAUAUCAGGUAGUGCUAAAUAAAUAGAAAAAUAAUGUAACUGCAAAUAGCUGGCAAUCGUUUUUAUGCAAUUUUACAAACAUUUUACUUACUAAGCAAAACUAAAUUAUAUUAAUUUAACCAAAAUAUAUUUUGUAUUCCCAAGUCAUGUUACAAAUUUUUAGCACCCCUCAUUUGGGGAAUUUGAAAACUGAAAAAUUCAACACACCCUACCCACCUUGAUCUCUUUAGCAAAAACACCACAAACAGCCUGAAAAUUGGGUAAGUGAGGAGAAAUAACAGAAACCUUUCUCCCUGCAAAUAAAUACACCAAUUGUUCCCCACCCUCAUAACUGCUUCUUGAUCUCAAGCUCAAAUGACACAUUAUGUGGGAAAUCUGUGACUAGAACACUCAACAAAAAUAAUAAUCCUGAAAUACAGUUUUGUGGGCUGCAAUUGAUCUGGUGCCAGGGUUCAGUGGGUCCUUGGCUUAGUGCUACCAAUCACAGAAUCACAGGAUUGUAAAGUUGGAAGGGACCACAAGGGUCAUGUAGUCCAACCCCCUGCAAUGCAGGAAUCUUUUGCCCAAGGUGGGGCUUAAACCCACGUCCCUGAGACGAAGAGUCUUGUGCUCUACCGUCUCAAGCUAUCCCGGCUGUUACCCAAACACUGAGUGAUCUCUGCUACCACUCUGGCAUUGCUAUUGGUCUGGUCACCUGCCACCACUGGUGGGACCCCACUCCUGAUGGAUAGGCAAACCUGGUUGGUUAUAACGUUAAAAAUGCAUUAUAAAAAUGUGAAACCAGAGGGCAAUGCAGAGCAGCAAUCUCUUGACAAUGGGAAAUUGCAUUGAGAGCUAUAUAACCUUUUAAAAAUAGUCUUUAAUAGCGUUUUUACAGAUCAGUGUAGAUCCGGCCCUGUUGUCUUCACUAUAGUGGAAUGGGAAUUGAGUGGCUGUUUGGCUGCAAUUGGUGGCAGGCAAUCUCCAUGUUUUAUGUCUCACAAUGUAAUGUCAUGCAUCUUGUCAGGGAACUGACAUCGGAGCUAGAGGUGGAGGGAAGGCUCUCCAAUGAUGCUGGAGAAGGGCCCAGCAGGGAGAGAGGCAGCUCAGCAGAUGGGGAAGCAAUUCAGUGCAACACCAGGAAUAAGGAGGGGCAGAUGGGGGAAUCGGCGAGAGGGCUCCCAGACUCUUCACCGGACACCAGCGGGGAGAGCACUGGUCCUCCGCUACCCACGCCCUCCCUGCGCAGAAGACUUCCGCGCAGAGAAAGUAGGAGGAGACUGGGUGUCAAACAACUUUUAUGUUGGAAAAGGUUUAAGAAACGCCCACUGACGGAUUCUGCUAGCGACUGAGGCAGCCACGAAUUGAAGGGCUGUCCAGACAGAAAGGUUUAACAAGGCAACAUAGCCAGGAGAGGCGGAAACUUACGCACGAGCAACCCCAUACCAUUAUACAUCUGAUAAUAAUAAUAAUAAUAAUAAUAAUAAUAAUAAUUUAUAUGCCACCUAGGCUGAACUGUCAGUUUGCAUUUCUUACUAUAGAAAGUAUUGAUCUGAUGUGUAGAGAUCUUUCCUAUUCUAGUUAAUUCAAGAGGCUUCUGGAAGCUUCUCUGUAUGAAAGAAGCAAGCAGAAGGCUUCAUGAUGUUUGGGUUAUUCCUUCAGAGAAGCUGAGUACCGCUGGUUUAAACUGGUUCUGUUAUCUCUUUCUGUCAAGGUCAUGCUGAACCCAGAAGAAGCCCGGGUUUCACUUUCUGUUUCUAUCUCCCUUCCGGUGUGGUGUUCUGUACAUAGUAUGCUAUAAUGUUAAGGUUUAGACUUAUUAUCGGUUAUUGUAAGUUUAAGUUAAGUCUGCUGCAACUGGAUUUCUUAUGGACAGUGCCAAUCCUGAAUGUAUUGGAUUUGUGACCAUUAAGCUCAUUUUCCUUCAGCAGCAGUAAAGCUCUGCUGGAUGAAAUACAAUUGCCACUGGUCUAUUUUUUUGGGAAUCCUGCAACGUGUUUAAGUUUUUACUCUGUUAACUAUACAUUGGAAUCUACUCUGGAUCAAUAUUGAGAAGAAUUUUCACGGCAGGUCAUGCGCCCAUAAUGUUUUUUCUUUUUCCCUGCGCUGAUGGGUUCCUGAGGCUGAGCAGAGUGCUGAGGAGGUCUGGCUGUGCGGGAUGCAUUAUGCACUGAAACGUAUCUUACUGCCUCACCUUGAAUGUGACAUGAGCCUCGCCACAAAGGAUCCUGGCUUGUACCUAAGUAACAUUUCAUAACAAAAGCCAUGGAUGGAUAAUUCCUGGCCUUGCAGAGUUGACUUAAUUAACUGUCAUGCCACAGGGUGAAAGCCUGGCCACAUGGGCAGCCCAUUUAUUCAAUCUAUUUCUAGCUGGGUACUCUUGCCUUUUGCUGGAAAAAAGAUGAUCUUUAGAAGUUCUCAGAAAUGCAAAGAAAUACCUGACCUAAUUAACACAAUCUAGCGGCAACGUGGUCGCAUCCAGGCUGACAGGGAAUGAACUUCCCUUUCUUGAGAAAUGAAAAAGGAUAUUCAAUUACGGUGGGGCAUGCUUGUCAGCGGAUAAUCAUUUGUUCCUAAUGAGCGGUCAUCUGCCGAUUUAAGGCUGUUACUUGUAUUUUGAGAUGGCGUUGGGUUCUGAAAUUAAUUAGCCACCAGGGAUGUGCUGGGAUUGUCACCGCCACGCACACUAGGGUCUUCCCCCGGCCAUGGCAAGAAAACUCCCUCAUGGCUCGGAGCAAAGGCAAAUCACACACGCAGUCUUGGGCCACGUGCAGAGUUCCAGCUGAACCAAGCUUUUCUGCAAGUGUGUGUUGAGGAUCACUGGUAGUGGUCCCCAGCUCACCGUUUGAGAUACACCACAUCUGAGGGUGGGGUAGGGAUAUCAGUGGUGGCUGGCAGCUGCAUGCCUUACUGGGGUGGGUCAGAACCAGUGGCAGCAUAAGGGAGAAUUUGUAGGGGGGGCAGUAUUAGGACAGGUGUCAGCCCUUGUAUAAUCUGCUGAGGUGUAUCAGCUCUGGCAGUUCCUGAGUAGGCCUGGGAUGCCUGCAUUUAGAAAUUCUUCCGCGCUGCACCUGUAGGCAAAUGGAUUAGUCCUUGUAAGCAAAUUUCACUGAAAAAUAAUUUUAAAAAUCAAUCACUGUAUAGUUCGUACCCCAAGUGCUUUCAGUUUCUGGAUUGCGUAUUUAGAGGCAAUGAAUGUGCAUUCGGAGUACUUCCACAACACUUAAGAUUUUGACAUCUGCCUUCACUCGUGGGUUCUGUAGUGGUUCUCCCUGAAAAAUAUCUCUCUCCUCAUGUUCAUUUGGAAAUGCUCCCAAAUCAAUUCAUUCUUCCCCUCCAUAUCUUUCUUCAUUCCUCUGUAUCAGGCACCCCCCAACUCCAGAUGUUUUGGGACUACAAUUACCAUCAUCCCUGACCACUGGCCCUGUCAGCUAGGGAUGAUGGGAGUUGUAGUCCCAAAACAUCUGGAGGGCCGAGUUUGGGGAUGCCUGCUCUGUAUUUUACCCAAGAAAACCUUCUUCAUCAAAGCCUAUACUCUGUGCACUCAUCCACUGAAGGGCUGCAAUAAGUAGAAUUGUUCAGCAAUUUUUUUUUAAAGCUAAGGUAUUGCCAUUCCUUCACACACUUUUGCUGCCCCUGAUGACGUUAGAGAGAACCACAAGAAACAGUCCACCUUUCUUACAUGAUUCCUCUAUACAGCUGUUAUGUGUCACUCCACCAACCUAUUAAUCUGAUGGUGGUUAUACAGUGUUGUUCACACUGACCAUUUCCAGGAAGCGCACCUUUUCCUUACAUAACAGCCAGCAUGGCUGACUUACUUUUAGCAGAUGCUGGCUCCCUGCUGGAAAAUACGCUGCAUUUCAUGCUGAUUCAGCUUGGCAGGUGUGAUAAUCAGCCUCCAGGAUCACAGACUAGACUAUUCAGAGACAGAAAUUCUCCAGUAGCGGGAAGUCUAGGAAGGAGCCUAGCCUGAGGAAAAGCUGGCUUGCAAUUUCUUCUCUAGACGAAAUAUUUUCUCGCGGAGAUAUUUUCUCCCUCCAGCUUGGGGCUGAAGAAUUGUAGCAAUAUGUCUGAGUCAGACAGUAACACUCUCUCUCUCUUUUUUUAAAGGUCUCUGAUCUCCACACAUGCACUUCCUUCCGUGGUCCAAGCAUCAAGAUUUCCUGCUGAUGUGAGGAGAACGCGUUACUAA
This is a messenger RNA of Podarcis lilfordi (Lilford's wall lizard), 13435 nucleotides long. Lineage: Eukaryota; Metazoa; Chordata; Lepidosauria; Squamata; Lacertidae. The record is from the annotation of a GenBank genome assembly.